GCGGCGCGCGUGCGCAGUGGGUCUUGCCCCGGGACACAAUUCAAUGGCGGCGAGCAGCAAAGGGUUGGGGCUGGGUCUCCGCCUCUGCUCGCGGCUGGCGCUGGUGACAGGUGGUGGGAAUGGAAUCGGCCGCGCUGUCUGCCAGCGGUUCGCUGAUGAGGGAGCCUCGGUGGCAGUGGUGGACAUUGAUGAAAACUCGGCCAACGAAACUUUGAAGAGCCUGCGCUGCGAUGAGCAGAAGCACUCGGUGUUCCUGACGGAUGUGACCUCCCCUCAGAGUGUCCACAGUCUCGUGUCAUCAAUACAGGAGCAGUUCUCCCGACCUCCCUGCAUAGCUGUGAACUGCGCCGGAAUCACCAUGGACGCUCUGCUGCUGAAGAUGGAGCCUGAAGCUUUUGAUCGCGUGUUGAAGGUUAACGUGAUGGGCACGUUCCUGGUGAUCCAAGCUGUUGCCAAAGCUUUAAUAAACAGUGGGACCAAGAAGGGCUCCAUCAUCAACCUGGGGAGCAUUGUGGGGAAGGUUGGAAAUCUGGGACAGGCAAAUUACACGGCAUCAAAAGCUGGAGUAGUGGCUCUGACAAAGACCAGUGCAAAAGAGCUGGCCAGGUUUGGCAUCAGGUGCAAUGCCAUCCUCCCAGGAUUCAUUGACACGCCAAUGACUGCCAAAGUGCCCCCGAAAGUACUGGACAAGGUUUUGCAGUUGGUGCCCAUGGGACGUCUGGGAGAUCCCUCUGAAGUGGCUAACGUCUGUGCCUUCUUGGCCUCUGACGACAGCAGUUACAUCACAGGAGCCAGCCUGGAGGUGACAGGUGGUCUUUUCAUGUAAUGCUGUGCAACACGUGUUGGAGACCAAGGAGUGAGGUGAACAGAUGACUGGACUGAUUGCUACAAUGGAUCACAAUCGUUAGGAAUAAUUUCUGAGGAAUAGGAUUGCCUUCCUUCUUUCCUCACUUUUUGGAAAAUCAUUUUGGUGGUGUUAAUCAGAAGAUACCCGUUCUCUGACACCUCUUAUACUGGGCUGUGUGUCUCUCACAUUGGAUUGUGUUCUUGACUGUGCAGGGGAAUCUCUAUUGAUGAGGCUGGGUUAUGUUAAACUGUGAAGUUGCCUGAUACUAGGGUGGAACGGAAAAUGGCACAAAUGCUCAGCAGAGUUGUUAUUUCUAGUCUAUCUUUCAUCAGUCUGGUCACAAGAUAAAGUGAGUCCAGCUGUUACCACAGCUCCAGUGACCCAGGUUCCUCCUGACCUGUACGGCUCUUCUUGUGACUUAUGUCGGUUUCCUCCCACAUCUCAAAGAUGUGCAGGAUGGCAGAUUUAUUAGCCAUUGCAAAUUGUCCCCAGUGUGUGGGUGAGUGGUAGAAUGUGGAAAGAAUAAAACAGAAUUUGUGUAGGAUUAGUGUUAACAGUCAGUGCAAACUCGGUGGGCUUGAAAAGCCCAUUUCCUUAUUAUCCAUAUGAAAAGUUAGCUGCCAUCUUUCCACAGAUAUUAUCUAAAAUGCUGAGCGAUUCCAGAUCACAAGAUUCUGCGGAGACUGGAACUCCAAAGUGGCACACACAAAGUGGUCAGGCAGCAUCUACGGAGGGAAAUGAACAGUUAACAUUUUGAGCCGACAACCUUCAUCAGACUGGGAGGAAAGAAUGCAAAAGCCAGAAUGGGAAGACGGCACAAACCAGAAUAAGAAGGUGGAGGGAGGAGAAGGCAAGUGAUAGGUGAAAUUAGGUGAAGUGGAAGGUGGGUGGGGGAGAGGGAGGAAGUAAGAAGCUGGGAGGUGAUAGGUGGAGCAGGUGAACAAAGAUUUCCCCCAAUUUGACAGCACAAACAUCUAUUUCUCCAACUUCCAAUAAUUUCUUCCCCUCCUCUUUUUCCAUUCCCCAUUCUGGUUCCCCCUUCUCACCUGCCUAUCACCUCCCUCUGGUGCCCCUUCUCCGUACAUUCUUCGAUGGUCCACUGGCUUCUAUCAGGUUCCACCUCAAGCCGUUCACCUCUUCCACCUAUCAUCACCCAGCUUCUUACUACAUCCCCCUCAGCUGGCUUCAACUAUUACCAGCCAGUUUGUAUUCCUCCCCCCCCCACCCCCGCCUUACUUUGGCUGCAGCUUCUUACCUUUCCAGUUCUGAUGGAGAGUCUCAGUGUCAACUGUUCAUUUCCCUCCGUAGAUGCUGCUUGACCUCCAGCACUUUCAGUGUGCAGCUCUGUAUUUCCAAAUCAUUUUUUAAUUUCAGUUUUCCAGCAUCUUGUUUUGUGGGGAAGGAAUGUCACCUGUCCAGAGCUGCCACAUCCCGCGCAUGUCUGUCUGUAUGAUACAUGCUAUCUGCUGGGGACCCAUGGCUCAGUUCCUACUAUUUCACGACUGUGAAGCACUGUGCUUUGUUUACAGUGCACCCUUUGGAAGCAACAAUCACCUCGUGACCAAUUGAUGAGCCUCCUGUAUGUGGAAGGUGGUGUCAUUUAGAUCUGUGGGUUGACAUGGCUCCAUUAUGAAGUCGAUGUUUAUCAGUGUGAUCCCUGGCCCAGUUACUGCUACAGUAGGUGUGGAUUACUGUCUACUAAGUCAGGGAGGUUGGUGUUCAUCCACCCCCACCCCAUGAGUCCCCUAUUACAGAGGUCCGGGGGGGGGGGUAGACUGCCCCACUUUACCAAGAGGCUCCUGAGGGUGAGCUUCUGGUGCACCUGCUGCAAUUCAGUGAUAGGCAGGGUAGUUGGUUGUGGACGGGGCGUGGGUGACACACAGGAACGGGAUAUGUUCUUCAAUGUAAACUUUGCCUGUGUGUGUGUGUGUGUGUGUAUGUGUGUCUCUAUGUGUGGAUGGAAUGUGUAAGUACAUGUGAAAGCAACAUGUCAGCCUUUCAAUUUGUGUCCACUGCUGUGUCUCUUUAACCAUACCUCUCUGGAUGCCUUAAUUAUAAAAAGAUUUGGUGUUUUUAAGCCACUA
Molecule: messenger RNA, 2931 nt
Organism: Hypanus sabinus (Atlantic stingray)
Lineage: Eukaryota; Metazoa; Chordata; Chondrichthyes; Myliobatiformes; Dasyatidae
Gene: hsd17b8
Product: hydroxysteroid (17-beta) dehydrogenase 8
Exons: 9
Coding region: 44-826 (260 amino acids)
Molecular function (GO): oxidoreductase activity, acting on the CH-OH group of donors, NAD or NADP as acceptor
Source: RefSeq, a predicted model, not a curated record